AUGAUUGUGCGGCCUGCCCUACCGCUGGCCUGCGCCCUCGCCUCGACGCUGAUUGCCUCGCCAGCCUGCGCCUUUAGCGUACCUGCAGCAAUCGGCAACCACCCGCCCGCCUCGCUUCUCCCCUCGUCGUCACAUUCUCGUCCUCUAACCGGCAAAUUUCUCCACAUUACCGACUUCCACCCCGACCCCUUCUACAAGACUUACGGCAGCACCGCCAAGGAGGGCGCCUGCCACCGUGGCCAUGGCCCGGCAGGCUACUACGGCGCUGAGACGUCGGGCUGCGACUCCCCGCUGACGCUGGUGAACGCAACCUUUGACUGGAUCCGCGACAACAUCCGCGAUGACAUCGACUUCAUCGUCUGGACCGGCGACUCGGCUCGCCACGACAACGACGAGGAAUACCCGCGCAGCAAUGACCAGGUCAUCCAGCUGAACCAGCUCAUCGUCAACAAGUUCAGAGAGGUUUUUGCUCGCUCCGACGAUGACGAUGACGACCCUACCAACGACUUCAUCGUACCCAUCGUCCCGACUUUUGGAAACAAUGACAUCCUGCCGCAUAACAUUUUCCUCGAGGGCCCCAACCACUGGACUUCGACCUAUCUGGAUCUUUGGCGGAGCAUGAUUCCCGAGGAGCAAAGGCAUCAAUUCCAGCGAGGCGGUUGGUUCCAGGUCGAGGUCAUCCCGAACAAACUGGCAGUCUUCAGCCUGAACACCAUGUACUUCUUCGACUCCAACUCGGCUGUCGACGGCUGCGCCAUGGAGUCUGAACCGGGUUACGAGCAUAUGGAAUGGCUGCGCAUCCAGCUACAGAUCCUGCGUGAGCGCGGCAUGAAAGCCAUGCUGAUCGGACACGUGCCGCCCGCCCGCACCGAGAACAAGCAGAGCUGGGAUGAGACUUGCUGGCAAAAGUAUGCCCUGUGGCAGCGCCAGUACCGCGACGUUAUAGUCGCCUCGCUGUAUGGCCACAUGAACAUCGACCAUUUCCAGCUGCAGGAUUUCAACGAUAUCAGGCCGUCGACCGAGAAGGGGAAGAUGAAGGGUUCGUUGAAGCAGAAGAUCUCCCUAAAUCCCAGUAGCGAGGGCGAGGUUUCGACAAUGGGCGCACCUGACUACUUGAUGGACUUGCGGAAUGAGUGGGCGAACCUGCCCAGUCCCAAGAAGAGCGCCAAGACUGCGGCAGAAGAGGAUGACGAUGAGUCAAUGUUCGAAAAGGUCCAGGAUUUCUUUGGGUUGAAAAAGGGGAAGAAGGGAAACAAACAUUUCUUGGACGAGAUCGGCGGACCCUGGGGGGAGCGUUUCAGCUACUCCCUCAUCGGCCCUUCCAUUGUUCCGAACUACUUCCCAACCCUGAGAGUGUUCGACUACAACAUCACAGGCUUGGAAAGUCUCGGGCGUCUGGACCAUCCUCGACAUCUGCCCGGAGAACGUCUUCAAGAAAUCUUUGAGAGGGAUUUGGCAGAUGCGUACCAGGAUCAGGGCGAUGACGACGAAUUCUUCCCCACGAGGAAGUCCAAGCACGAAGAGUCUUCCAAGAAGAAAAAGAAGCACAAGAAGAAGAAGUACAAGUUCACCGUUCCCACGCCGCCUUCCAAGUCCUCACCUCCGGGUCCCGCCUAUUCGCCGCAAACCCUGUCCCUCCUCGGCUACACCCAGUACUUCGCCAACUUGACUCGUCUCAACAAUGAUUUCCUCAAGUCGGCCGCCUACCUCGCUACCACUACUUCUGCUGCCAGCGACAACACUACCGUCAAUCCAACCUCCCUUCUGUAUGCUGACUAUACGGAUGGCGACGAUGCGGAUAAUGGCGACGGUUUCGGUGCCCAGCGCUGGCGCAACGGCAAGCACCACGGCAAGAAGCCGAAGCAUCCGACUCCACACCCGCUCCCAUUCGAAUUCGAGGUCUUCUACCAAACUCACAACAAGAGUGAUUCGUUCAAGUUGAAGGACUUGACCAUGCGGAGUUACAUCGAUUUGGCGAGGAGGAUUGGAAACUUCAACAAGAAGAGUAAGAACACAAAGGGGUUGGGCGGCGUUGAAGACGUGGAGUUGGGGGAUGUUGUCGAUGUGAUGAACGAGCUGAUUGGGAGCAACGUAGACGAGCGGGAGCAUGGGCUGGUUGAGCACGAAGAGGAGGAAGAUGACGAGUACCACGAAGUUUACGAAGCCGACGAUGACGAGGAAGAAGACGAAGAUGAAGACGAAGGCGAGAACAUCGACGCCGAGAAGAAAAAGAAAAAGAAAAAGAAGAACAAGAACAAGAACAAGCACCGCAAGAAAGGCCCGAAGCACCAUGUCUGGUACACCUUCAUCGAGCGCGCCCUCGUGGGAACCAUGAGCCGCGACGAGAUCGACGAGCGCUUCGGUUGGAUUCCGAAACCGACUGAGGCUGGAGUCGCAUACGAAUCGCCAGUGUCAUCGCCUGUCAAGGACGAGGGCUUGGGCAACGGCGAGAUUUGA
Messenger RNA from Diplodia corticola, 2457 nucleotides. Its product is annotated as vacuolar endopolyphosphatase. Lineage: Eukaryota; Fungi; Ascomycota; Dothideomycetes; Botryosphaeriales; Botryosphaeriaceae. Gene Ontology annotation, molecular function: endopolyphosphatase activity; exopolyphosphatase activity. Gene Ontology annotation, cellular component: fungal-type vacuole; membrane. The record is from RefSeq and is a predicted model, not a curated record. The transcript is spliced from 3 exons. Gene Ontology annotation, biological process: polyphosphate catabolic process. The coding region runs from base 1 to 2457 and encodes 818 amino acids.